AUGACGCCAGAUACCGACGGAGAGGUCGCUUCCGCGUUCCAGUUCUUCUCCUCGAGACUGCCAGAGGAGAUAUUCUUGCAGAUCCUCAAGCACCACCGCGCCAACCACAUCCAAGGUGUGCUUGUUUUGGACUACAACGGCUUUCCCAUUCCCGAAAAUCCCGCCUUCAUUUCCCUGACAGCUUGCGAGGUACACUGGACUGAAGACAAAGGAAGCCAGAGCUACACCCCGCCGGUGGUCCGGCCCCUUGGCUUGGAGGUGGUGCGCAAGGUCUUGGGGAUUCGCCGUGUCAACAAGCUCUUUGCGCGCUGCAUGCUCGAAGUCUUCUACAAGAGCCCCAUGGUGUUUCAGCACGGCCAGUCAAGUGACCUUGGCAUAAAGCCUAUGUGGUUUCUCCCAUGCCAGAUCGAACCCAAACUCAUCGAGCGCGGCGCAUCAAUCAAAGUUGAAUAUCGCGACGAGUGGCGGCACACGUAUCUGAGACUCGUAGCAACGGACCAUGAGGUUGGCAUCGAGUGCACGACAACGGGUAUAGACUUGGCUUUCAGCAGGGAGAAGCAAAUGCCGACCAUAAACGAUGAAGAUGCUGAGCUCUUGGCGAUGGACCCCAACAGGAUGUUUGUCCAAACACCCAAUGGCCUUCUCAUUCGGGGUAUACAGUUCACUGGAGGUUAUGAGGAGACAUCGUGGUUUCUCCCCGAAACAUGGAGCGAGGUAACGAUCCAAACGUUCUUCGUCCUUCUCCAGCACCCAGAUUGGAGCUCAACCGAUAUUCCUCCCGGCUCGUCCUUCAUCCUGUCCCUGAAAUAG
Molecule: messenger RNA, 810 nt
Organism: Alternaria incomplexa
Lineage: Eukaryota; Fungi; Ascomycota; Dothideomycetes; Pleosporales; Pleosporaceae
Exons: 1
Coding region: 1-810 (269 amino acids)
Source: RefSeq, a predicted model, not a curated record